Stegastes partitus (bicolor damselfish) is the source of this 6128-nucleotide messenger RNA. It is a transcript of the gene cnnm3, whose product is annotated as cyclin and CBS domain divalent metal cation transport mediator 3. Gene Ontology annotation, cellular component: plasma membrane. The transcript is spliced from 11 exons. Gene Ontology annotation, molecular function: transmembrane transporter activity. Gene Ontology annotation, biological process: magnesium ion homeostasis; transport. The record is from RefSeq and is a predicted model, not a curated record. NCBI's taxonomy places the organism in Eukaryota, Metazoa, Chordata, Actinopteri, Pomacentridae. Bases 1 to 2235 code for a protein of 744 amino acids.
AUGGUGGCCAGCUUGGCAGGUCUACGGUUCCUGUUGAUGAUAUUGUUGUUCUGCGGGAUCAGGUACGGCGCCUGCAGCCAGGAAGCUCCGCAGGUCCUGGGGCUGCGGCUGGAAGACCCGGCGGGCCUGGUGUGCAUGAAGAAAAGGAUCAUCUCGGCGCCAGAAGGAGCCACGUUCAAGCUCCGUCUCUUCGGGGUUGUGAAUGGAAGCUGGCCGUGGGUGGCGUUCGCAGCUGGCGGAGCGGCCGGGGCGAUCGGCGAUGCGCCGGAUCCGUGUGGACAGGAGCCCAACCGCCGGAAGUCUGCCUUCCAGGUGACGGGGAACUUUGAGAAGGACGAGGAGUACAGCGGGCUGCUGACGGUGGAGGUCCGGCGGGGGAGCAUCUCCGGGGGCGAGGAGAACUACCACCACCUGUGCGUGCUGAGCGAAGGGGAAUGGGCAUCUGUGGGCCCGGACAGACUGCGGGUAAACACCGACAGGGGUCUGCCCGCAGAGUACAUCCCUCCGUGGGGUCUGGCCGUGCUGAUCGUGCUGCUGCUGCUGGUCUGCGGGCUGCUGAGGACCGUGAACCUGAGCCUGCUGUGGCUGGACCCGGUGGAGCUGUACGUCCUCCACAGCUGCGGCUCCGAGGAGGAGAAACGAGCCGCCAAACGUCUGGAGCCCAUCAGGCGGAGGGGGAACUUUUUGACAUGUUCUCUGCUGUUCCUGUGUGUGGUGGGACACUCCGUCCUGGGUAUCCUCCUCUACCGGGCGCUCGGCUCCAUCGUCUCCGCGCUCUUCACCAGUGGCAUCCUCAUCUUCUUCCUGGCUGAGUUGGCUCCUCACAUCAUCUGCUCCGGUUAUGGCUUCCAGCUGGCGCCGGCUUUGACCUGGCUGGCCCAGGUUUGCAUGGUGAUCACCUGCCCCCUGUCCUGCCCCCUGGGGCUGAUCCUGGACCUGGGGCUGAGGAGGGACAUCAGCACCUGUGGGAUCAGAGAGAGGGCCAUGGAGAUGAUCCGGACGAGUGUCAAUGACCCGUACAGUGAGUUUGUGAAGGAGGAGUUCAGCCGGGGGACGCUGCGUACCAAGACGGUGGAGGACAUCCUGACUCCCCUGAAGGACUGCUUCAUGCUGCCCAGCUCAGCCGUCCUCGACUUCUCCACCAUGUCGGAGAUCAUGCAGAGCGGAUACACCCGGGUGCCCAUCUACGAGGAGGAGAGGUCCAACAUCGUGGAAAUCCUGUAUGUGAAAGACUUGGCUCUGGUGGACCCCGACGACUGCACCCCCAUGACGACCAUCACCAAGUUCUACAACCACCCGCUGCACUUUGUCUUCAACGACACCAAACUGGAUGCCAUGCUGGAGGAGUUCAAGAAAGGCAACUCUCACAUGGCCAUCGUCCAGAAAGUGAACAACGAGGGGGAGGGGGAUCCUUUCUACGAGGUGCUGGGAUUGGUCACCUUAGAGGACGUCAUCGAGGAGAUCAUCAAGUCGGAGAUCCUGGACGAGUCCGACGGCUACUUGGACAUGAAGGUUAAACGUCCCCUUGCUCCGCUGGAGAUUCCUCUGGAGCCUCGCAGCGUCCACGAGGAGUUUUCUCUGUUCAAGCCUCCUGAGGGAGAACCCAAGAUCCGCACUUCGCCACAGCUGCUGCUCGCCACGCACCGCUUCCUAUCCAGAGAAGUGGAGCACUUCAGCCCAGUGCGAGUGUCUGAGAAGGUGCUGUUCCACUUGCUGCGCCACCCCAGUGUCAACCAGGAGGUGCACUUUGACCCCAGCAACCGUCUGAGCCCGGGACACUACCUGUACACCCGCAAUCACCCAGUGGACUACUUCAUCCUGCUGCUGCAGGGUCGUGUGGAGGUGGAGAUCGGCAAAGAGGGGCUGAAGUUUGAAAAUGGGGCGUUCACAUACUACGGCGUGUCUGCUCUGACGCUGCCGUCUUCAGUGCAUCAGUCUCCAGUGUCGACCCAGCGUCACUCUCCCAGGGAUCUGUUCGAGUCAGCAGAGGCCACCAGCCCGUCCAGCUAUUGUCCUGACUACACCGUCCGAGCUCUCACUGACCUGCAGCUCAUACGGGUAACACGUCUGCAGUAUCUGAACGCUCUCAUGGCAUCACGCGUUGGCCAGAGUCCAGAUCCUCCUGAGAUCAAGAUCCUGCCCAACAGCCAGACCAAGCUGCUCAACGACAGAAACACCACACAAGGUGGCAGCGGAGUCCAGGAGAGCUCCACAGAAGAGGAGGCUCAUGGGUAGUGCAGUUUCUGUCUGCCCGCUGUAAAAACACCACCACCACAACAAAAAAAACCCUGCAACAAAGUAUAGAUUUUAGUUUGUUUUUAUUGACAAAUCAUCUAUGGCUGGAACGUAGUUAUUGGGCAAGACUGGAGUGAGAGUGAUUUUAUUUGUCUGUUGUGUAGAUCCUCUGCUCACACUUCUCAUCUCCAUCUCCAUUCCUUCAUGUGCUUUCCAUUGAAUUCUUAUUUUAUGUUGUUUUAUACUCUUUGGACUAUAUUUAUAAUAUAAAUAAACAGAAAUAUAGCGUGGCAAGAGACAGUAUGUAAACCCAUUGAAAUGAUCCAAUUUUCUGCAUUUAUUUGUCAUAAAAUGUUGCCUAGUAUUCAUCUAAACCACAAGUAUAGACAAAUACAAUGAACUUCAGCUCAUAAGAUACAAUUCCAGCAUUUCAUGUUCUUUACUGUAACUUUAAGACAAAUUUAAACUGCAGAUCAUUCUAACGGGUCACUUGCUGUUUCUUGCCACUGUAUAUAGAUAUGCUUUAUUUUUAUUUGGCGGUGCCUUUCUUCCAGGUUUGACCUUCCGUAUUAAACUCAUUGCAUUGCCAUUCCUCACUUUUUGCCUGUCUGAGUGCCAAAGCUACAUGUGUGAUUUCUAUGUGUGUGUUGUCUUGUGCGUACCGAAGCAUCCGUCCGUUUAAGACACUAAAAAGUUGGUUCAAAGCAAAUUUGCACAUUAACUCUGUGCACUGUGGGUUAAGCAUUAAGCUAUUUGGAAAGAUGUGAGGUACGUCCAGAUUUUUAUACCUUCAUCUCACAUUGCUGUCAAACACACAGGCGUUGCCAAAAACUAAAAGUUUAGCUUUGACCUAUCAGUGGCUGAUCGGCGUGGAUGCUGUAAGUUAGAGAACAAGUAGGGAGAGGACUUUCAAGUGGCUGAGGGACUGCUUCCACAACCUUUUACUGGCUGGCAGGGCUGCAACAAAUGAUUGCUUUCACUUUGAAGUAAUCUGUUGAUUCUUUUCUUGAUUAAUCGAUUAGAUGUUUGGUUUCUAAAAUAAUGUCAAGAGGACAAAUGUCUUGUUCUGUCCACAAAGAUAUUCAGGUUACUGUCUUGCAGGAGAAAAGAAACUAGAAAAUGUUCCAUUUAAGAACACAUUUAAGAUAUUUUUUUAAUUAAUCAAACUAAAUAACUGGCAGAUAGUUUAAUAGGUGACAACUAAUCGAUUAAUUAAUUUUUGCAGCUCUACUAGUAAGACUUCAGAUAGAUGCUGCACCAAGCAGCCUUGUUCUUGAAGUCGGACUGGUCAACGUGAAUUCUGGGUAAAUUCAGACUUUGUUUGCAUUCCAACUUCCAUACUAACAUACUGUAUAAUAUGCCAUGAUCAAAUUUAGUUUGUCCCAACAAAUAGUAUGUAAAAUGCAAUACAUCCAAAAUACCUAAAUAUCCUACAACAUUUGGUCACAUUUUGCUGUGUGCAAGCCAGCAUAUUUUCUGGCCAUUAUGACCCACAAUCCUCUGCACAGUUACGUGACAUACAGUAUGUCACAGUGUCAGUUUUAAGCAAGCAUUUAGCUGAGGUCAACACCUCGAGAUGACAGGUCAUUUCACAAUGUGAUGGUUAAAGUUUAAGGCGCAAUAUAUUGACAAAGUAGUAUGUCACAAUUUUAUCCAUACUGCAUGAAACAGGACGUACUCUGUGAAGACAGCUGUAGUGUGAACUGAAAGCAAAGGGAUAAAGUAUGCAAUUUGGAAUGCAGCCUUUUUCUUACGUUCAGCCAUUGGGAAGAAUUAUGAGACCUUUUCAUUCAGUGAAGAGUAAAAAAGCAAAAACUCUCCUUCAGGAAUUACUUUUGGAAAGGUGCAUUGAUUCUUUCAUGUUUCAUGGUGUCAUGCAAGACAGUGGUGUGACUUAAAUGUUCACUGCAUCAGAACUUAUUCAGAAAAAUGUGUUUCCAUCUCCAGCUCAUUAUCUUGUUUUAGAAAAAGAAAAUUAAGUGAGCAUCAAAAACUGUUUUUGGGAAGCAAUUAGAAGUUUUUUCAAAUGUUGCAGUUCCCAUAAACUUCUUCUAAAGCGACACCUUGCACUUCAAAAUGCAAAUAAAAAUACGUUACAGAAACACAGCUACUGGGCAUAGUGGCUUAUUUUCAUUUUUGUGAAGCUAGAUAGUGGUUUGACUCCCUGUUUGACUAUGUAAAUAUUUUAUGAAAGCUAAUUUGGCCACCACUGUCCUCCCAAGCAGCUUUAACACCAGGAUGUAUCUACCGAGACACUCGCGAGCUGUGUUUCCAUGACAUAUUUUUAUGCACACUUUGAAGUAUCGCAUUAGGAAAUGUUGGCUUUAAAUUUGCUUGACAAUGAUAUGGAAAGAAUAUUAUCACAAUUAUCUAAGCAUGUAACACGGCAGUGAAUCUGUGGUCCAGUAGAGGGCUCUACAGAUCUGAUCUGUGUAACUCAAACAGUGCAACUGGAAGUCAGAUUAACUGUAAAAUGUGGUCAGAUUCAGUAGUUAAACAUUCACGUGUGUCUGAGGAGAUUCAGAGCUCGACCCUAAAGUACCUUGUCAGUCAUGUUGGAGUUGUUUUAACAUUCCUCUGCAUGUUCACGUCUGUUUGUUUUGCCUAUGAAUUGGUGUGUGAGUAUAACAUGCAAUGAUAUUUCACUAGUACAUAUCAGCAAGAAUCCAGUCUUCACUCUAUUACUCAUAUGGUAUAGUCUUAUGUGCAUUUCAGGCAUCUGUCAGUCAUUAUUGCAUGUGUGUAAACAUGUGGAAAAUGUCAAAAAUGUCAGGCCUCUGAAUAACCCGUGUUCCCUGAUAUUCAUAGGAAAAGGACAAGACAAACAAAACCAGUGUUUUAACGGAAAGGGUUGGAUUGUUUCAAGUCUAUCUUAAUGAAACAGUCACAUGAAGCCAAAUGAAGGUUGAUUAGUUCAUUCUGUCCUACUACACUGUAAAACGUGUGGGAUUAAAUAAUAUCUACAGUCCUUGUUCUGUGCAAAAAUGCAAGUGAACGUGAGGACAAACCACAUCACACUCCCAGGAGACAAUGGUUAAGGUACAGAGUUAUCACUUUUGGAUCCUCUUUCCCAGAAAGCUGCGCUAGAGAUUUAUGAAGACCUGCAAAAACAUGGCAUCACAAAGGGGAUUCAAGGCGUUGUUCGGGGGUCCCACAUGCAGUUUGGCUGGAAUAUGAGCCCCAACAGUCUUAGUUUGCCAAAUGAAGUUGGUAGUCAGUGUUACGUCAAAGUAGGCUUCCCUACCGACCUGUGUUUCCCCUCAGUCUGAAGCUGCAUUCUGGGUCUACACAAGCUACUUGUUGAAUGCUUAGAAAAGACUGAAAACAAUCUCUUCCCGCACUUUUCUCUUGUCAGAUUAUGGGGUGUCUGUGUCGCAGUGUAACUUUCUGAAACCGACGAUCUGACAUUCAUGCCAUGGUUUUAUCUUUUGUUUCAUCUGAGUAACUUUUAAGGUGCUGUUGUCAGCUACAUGGCUACAAUAAACAGAAGAAGCUAGAAACAAAACAAAAAAAAAAAACCUUGAUAACAAACAAACAAAGCUUUGUCCAUAUAUGAGACAAAAAUCUUGGGCCUGUAAUUAUACUUUCAUGGCAGCUGAUAUCAGCGAUGUGUUGUGCUGCCUGGAGAUGAGGAAAUUGAAAACAUUUAGUUUUAUGGUGCAUGUGAGCCGCUUGUAGAUGCUAAACAGUGUUUAAACCCUACUUUCUCCUGGUCUGAACCCACUUCUGCUUUUAUUAUUUGCUUCUCAAUUUUAAGUGACGCUUUUCAUCUGAAUAACCUCAUGCAACACUGGAGAUGCCGUCGAAACAUGCGCGUCCAUAUUCCCAUCUAUAUCAGCCUAUUUGCUGCUGGGAUUAAUCCAUCUUUCCCUGUUGGUUAUUUAAAAAAAAAA